This is a messenger RNA of Doryrhamphus excisus (bluestripe pipefish), 1304 nucleotides long. RefSeq names its product cornichon family member 1 (gene cnih1). Gene Ontology annotation, biological process: vesicle-mediated transport. The record is from RefSeq and is a predicted model, not a curated record. NCBI's taxonomy places the organism in Eukaryota, Metazoa, Chordata, Actinopteri, Syngnathiformes, Syngnathidae.
CUAACGGAAUACGCCGGAGAAGAAGACAGAUUUCUGGGGCUAACCUCAAAUCCGUCAUCAUCACCACCAGAAGAGCUGACCCAGUGGAGGAGGAGGAAGAAGACGACGACAAAAAAUGGCGUUCACGUUCGCGGCCUUUUGUUACAUGCUGGCGUUACUGCUCACGGCGGCGCUCAUCUUCUUCGCCAUCUGGCAUAUAAUUGCGUUUGACGAGCUGAAGACGGACUACAAGAAUCCCAUAGAUCAGUGUAACACCUUAAAUCCGCUGGUGCUCCCGGAGUAUCUCAUCCAUUUCUUCUUCUGCGUCAUGUUCUUCUGUGCGGCCGAGUGGCUCACGCUCUGCCUCAACCUGCCCCUGCUGGCCUAUCAUGUCUGGAGGUACACAAGCAGACCCGUGAUGAGCGGUCCGGGGCUCUACGACCCGACGACCAUCAUGAACGCCGACAUCCUGGGCUUCUGUCAGAAGGAAGGCUGGUGCAAGCUCGCCUUCUACCUCCUGUCCUUCUUCUACUAUCUCUACGGCAUGAUCUACGUCCUGGUUAGCUCCUAAAGGCCAAGCAGGUGCCGAGAGACAUGUGGACACUCGGAUGUCAGUGCUGGACACGGCAGCGACCGCAGACCAUCGCCCAUCGGCAACACUACUAAGACGCCAUCUUGAAUCUGUGGGCCGCAGCGUCAGCUCACAGCACCGCCGCCGUCCAACAUUUUAUGGACAGAACCCUGCAUAGGACUAUUGAACCCCCUCCCCCGUUCCCCUUUUCUUCUUGUCAUGGAGCCAAUGAUGGUGUUAAUGGUGGGGUUGUGCUACAACGACAAGAGUGUUUACUAGCUAGCUAGACAUUUCCUAGUUGGUUCCGUCAACUCCACUAUAAGACACUCGCACAGGGACCGCUUGUACACCGUCGCAUCACUCGAACACAUCACCUGUCUUAUAGAAGCUGCGUGUAAAACUCAUGACCAAUUGAAAAAGUACACUCAACAAUAAAAAGUGACACAUUCAUACUUCCUGUAUGGACUGCACCACUGUUUUUGUUGAAUGCACUUUUAUUGUUUAUUGUCCAUCGCCAACUUAGAACUCCAGUGUUACGUUUUUUAUUUUUGCGUGUCAUAUUUGUAUCUUCUUGCAGCACUCCUCACUAUUUCAAUGUCUUGUUCAGACACUUAAGGCCAUCAGACAGGAACGAAAAGUGUUCAAAUGUGUACAUUUUUGUGUGCAGGGUGAACACUCUUCAUCUAUCACAUCCCAAAAUGUCACCUCGAAAAACAUUUUGACGAGUUUGACAAAAUAAAACCAUCCAACUCUG